Molecule: messenger RNA, 3346 nt
Organism: Musca domestica (house fly)
Lineage: Eukaryota; Metazoa; Arthropoda; Insecta; Diptera; Muscidae
Gene: spel1
Product: DNA mismatch repair protein spellchecker 1
Exons: 6
Coding region: 113-2866 (917 amino acids)
Biological process (GO): mitotic recombination; mismatch repair
Cellular component (GO): MutSalpha complex; nucleus
Molecular function (GO): ATP-dependent DNA damage sensor activity; ATP binding; mismatched DNA binding
Source: RefSeq, a predicted model, not a curated record
CAUUUAGUUUAUUUUUGCAAGCGUCAGUUCGUUUUUUUUGUGAAGAAGUGGCGCAAAUUUGUUAAUAAAUUUCGUUUUAAUUAUUGUUUGUAAAUCCAAAAGUGUUGAGAAAAUGGAUAAACAGGCUCCACAGUUGAAUAUGGAUACAAAUUCCAGGCGAAAUUUUAUACGCUUCUUCAAAUCUUUGGGUGAGAAACCCUCUACUACUGUACGCUUCUUCGAUCACAGCGAUUGCUAUACGGUUCAUGGCAAAGAUGAUGCAAAUCUUAUAGCCCGUAUGGUCUACAAAUCCACAGCCUACAUUACGGAAAUGAUACCUGAUGACGCCACCUCAAUACCCCACGUUACAUUGUAUAAAAAUAAAUUUGAAUCUGCGGUUCGUGAACUUUUACUUGUUCGAAAUUAUCGGGUUGAAGUCUAUGUUCGUAGUGCGACCGGUAACGCGAAUUGGAAUUUGGAAUAUCGUGGUUCGCCGGGUAAUCUUUUGCAAUUUGAGGAUAUCAUUUUUACCAAUAAAGAAGAACUGGUGGGCAACAGCAUUCUAUCGUUGCAAAUGCGAAUGAACAAUAAUGCCAGGAAUAUUGGUGUUGUGGCUGUGGAACAAAAUGAUUGCCUAUUUCAGGUAUUGGAAUUUGUUGAUGAUGAUUUCUUAACGGAGUUGGAGGCAACGGUUGUUCUGCUGGGUCCCAAGGAGUGUCUAUUGCCUUCACAGGAGGGAGAGUAUGAAGCCGUUAAAAAUCUGCUGGAACGUAACGGCAUCAUGGUUACAGUUGCAUCUAAAUCUCAAAUGGCCUCCGAAAAGAAUGAUUUGAUCCAAGAUUUAAAUAAACUUUUACGUUUCAAUAAGGGUCAACAAGAGGAUGCGACAGGUCUGCCGGAAUUAACAUUUACCAUAGCAAUGGAAGCUUUGAAAUUGGCCAUAAAAUAUCUUGCCCUCAUGAGCGAUAGCAGUAAUUUGGGCCAUUACACGCUGCAACAAUUGAAUUUGAAAAGAUUCGUGCACAUGGACGCGGCAGCUGUAAGUGCCUUGAAUAUUCUACCCAAACCGGGAACCCAUCCCUCGUCUCCUGCCUAUAGAUGGCAAAGUGUUUUGGGUGUAUUGGAUCGUUGUAAUACUCCCCAAGGACAUCGUCUUAUGGCCCAAUGGGUUAAACAGCCAUUGAGGAGCCGGGAAAUUCUAAAUGAUCGCCAUGACAUUGUUCAAUGCUUCAUUGAAUCGCCGAAUAGUUUAAAUUCCCUGUACGAAGAUUUUCUUAAACGUAUACCCGACAUUUUGAUGUUAACCAAAAAGUUGCUACGCAAAAAAGCCAAUUUACAGGAUAUUUUCCGGAUCUAUCAGGUGCUAUUGCGUACACCCAAGAUUAUAAAUUUGCUGAAAUCUUUGGAGAAUUCCACAGUGAAAAAUGUCAUUUGUGAACCUAUGCAAAACUUUUUGGAAGAUUUGUCGGGUCUCAAACAAAUGGUAGAACAAGUUAUGGAUUUUGAUGCCAUCGAGAAUGGAGAAUAUCUGGUAAAGGCUUCCUUUGAUUCCGACUUAUUGGAUAUGAAAGAACGUAUGGAUCACUUGCUGGAAAAAAUGGAACGUUGUCAGGACAAGGCCAAUCGUGAUUUGGAUUUGGAUAAAAAUUCUGUGAAAUUGGUUAAUGUGCCCAAUGUGGGCUACACCCUGCGCAUUACACUCAAAGAUGAUACGGUUUUGCGUAAAAAUAAGGAAUACAAAAUUAUCGAUGUGUUGCGGGGAGGUAUACGUUUUACGACCGAUAAACUGUCAUCCAUAAAUGAUGAAUUUGUCACUUUGCGUUCGCAGUAUGAGGAACAGCAAAAGACCAUUGUUGAGGAGAUUAUCAAAGUUGCGGUGGGUUAUGCUAGCCCUCUUACAAGUUUGAAUAAUGAAUUCGCCCAAUUGGAUUGUCUGGUUAGCUUUGCUAUAGCCGCACAAUCAGCCCCAAUACCAUAUAUACGGCCGCAAAUUCUUGAAGAAGGUUCCGGGGAACUUGUGCUCAAAGAUAUUCGCCAUCCUUGUUUGGAAUUACAAGAACACAUAUCUUUUAUUGCGAAUAGUGUGGAAUUCAAAAAGGACGUCUGUAAUAUGUUUAUCAUAACUGGCCCUAAUAUGGGUGGUAAAUCGACAUACAUACGUUCGGUUGGAACUGCUGUUUUAAUGGCUCAUGUUGGCAGCUUUGUUCCCUGCUCGGAAGCCACAAUUUCCAUGGUUGAUUCCAUUUUGGGCCGAGUUGGUGCAAGCGACAAUAUUAUUAAAGGUCUGAGUACCUUCAUGGUGGAAAUGAUUGAGACUUCGGGAAUAAUAAGGUCUGCCACCGAGAAAUCCUUGGUAAUUAUUGAUGAAUUGGGCAGAGGUACCUCCACGUAUGAAGGUUGUGGUAUUGCCUGGUCUAUAGCCGAACACCUGGCCAAGGAAACAAAAUGUUUCACAUUGUUUGCCACACAUUUUCACGAAAUCACCAACUUGUCCGAAACUGUGCCCACCGUCAAGAAUUGCCAUAUGGCAGCCGUAGCAGACAAUGAUAAUUUCACAUUACUGUAUCAAGUUAGGCCGGGCGUUAUGGAGAAAAGUUUUGGCAUACAAGUUGCACGUUUGGCUAAUUUCCCCGAAAAAGUUGUACACCAUGCCCAACAAGUCUACAAUGAAUUCGAAGAUGAACAUGCCGAUAAACAGAGUUGCGAUGAUAAGGUGUUAUUGGAGAAAAUUAACAAAGCCAUUGAGAAUUUAUCGACAACGGGCAAUAAUGUAGAUAUUAAUGAAAGCGAUCUGUCCAAAUUGGUGGAACAAUUCACGCAGGAUAUACGUAAAUUGGAUAGUGAAUAUUUUAAGUGUGUUUUGGCCACAGCUGGAGCAACAGAAUAAUCGUUUAAUCUAAGUUCAAAAUUUGCUCUCACAUAAUUUUUAAUUGUUUUGUUUUAAAAACAUUGUUUGUUUUCACUCAAAAGUGAAUAAUUUUGAAUCGUGAAGGUAAUUUCCAUUUUCUUACAAGGCCAAUUAGUAUUUUUUUACAGUACAGAUGAUAAGCAAACAUAUUCGUAGCACAUAUGCGUAUCAGAAUCUGUUCAAGGCAACAUAAUGGAAUACUCUGUCUUGAACAGGAACGUGAAGUACUUCUUCAAAUUGAAAUUCAAUUUGUUGAUAUGGGCGAAUAUGAUUUCUUUUCUCUCUGUGUAUAUAGAAUUCUAAGUUUUUAUAUCGUCUAAGCAUUUAUUUCUUAUCAAUUUACAGUAAGAAUAAUUAACAUUUAAACUCAUCCUGGUGAAGUUUUCAAGAAUCAAUAUUAGCAAUUAAAUAAUAAAAAUGUUGAAAUUUUCAAUACUCCAGAAUACAUGCUUCAAUCAA